Molecule: messenger RNA, 1825 nt
Organism: Apis laboriosa (Himalayan honeybee)
Lineage: Eukaryota; Metazoa; Arthropoda; Insecta; Hymenoptera; Apidae
Gene: Ttc26
Product: intraflagellar transport protein 56
Exons: 7
Coding region: 1-1674 (557 amino acids)
Biological process (GO): intraciliary transport involved in cilium assembly; intraciliary anterograde transport
Cellular component (GO): ciliary basal body; intraciliary transport particle B; ciliary base
Molecular function (GO): intraciliary transport particle B binding; protein binding
Source: RefSeq, a predicted model, not a curated record
AUGUCUAUUCGUUUUUGCAAUCUUAUGAUAUUAUCAAGAGCUAAACCAGCGUCUUCCGAAGGAGUGAAAAGAUCUACAUCGGACAAAAAAAUACCCAAAUUAGAGGAAUUUUUAGAGAAACGCGAUUACACAGGUGCUUUGACACUUUUGGAAUUCAACAACGCCUCAGAAAAUACUUUAAACUCCGAGCUAUGGAUGGGUUAUUGCGCGUUUCAUUUGGGGGAUUACAAACGUGCAGCUACGAUUUACGAAAAUUUACAAAAACGAGACGAAACACCGGCGGAUACCUCGACAAAUUUGGCAUGCUGUUAUUUCUUUCUUGGAAUGUACCCUGAAUCACAAAAACUUCUGGAAGAUGCACCGCACAGUAAAUUGAAGAACAGACUUUUGUUUCAUUUGGCGCAUAAAAUGGGCAACGAGGCGAAAUUAAUGGAAUAUCAUCACAUGUUGGAGGAUGUAAUAGAGGAUCAACUUAGCUUGGCAUCGAUUCAUUAUCUCAGAGCACAUUAUCAAGAGGCUAUCGACGUUUACAAAAAGAUUUUGUUAGAGAACAGAGAUUAUUUUGCGCUAAACGUAUACGUUGCUUUGUGUUAUUACAAAUUAGAUUAUUAUGACGUAGCUCAAGAAGUCCUCCAAGUUUACUUGCAAAAAUAUCCCGACAGUGCAAUAGCUAUAAAUUUAAAAGCGUGCAAUCACUUCCGUUUAUACAAUGGUAACGCUGCACAAAGUGAGAUGAAACAAUUGAUAGAAAAGAUGUCCAACUCUUUCAGCUUUAGUCACGAUCUUAUACGUCACAACGCGGUUGUUUUCAAAGGUGGAGAAGGUGCAUUGCAAAUUUUGCCCAAUUUGGUGGAUGUUAUACCAGAAGCCAGACUGAAUUUAGUAAUUUAUUAUUUAAAACAAGACGACGUGCGAGAAGCAUUCGAAUUAAUUAAAGAUCUUGAACCAGCUGUGCCACAGGAGUAUAUUUUAAAAGGAAUAGUUAAUGCAGUGAUGGGGCAAGAGACGAAUUCUCGCGAUAACAUAAAGACGGCGCAACAGUAUUUUCAAUUAGUGGGCUCCUCCGCAUCUGAAUGCGAUACCAUACCUGGUAGACAAUGCAUGGCAUCUUGCUUCUUCCUGUACCGUCAAUUCGAAGAAGUUCUCGUGUACUUAAAUUCAAUAAAGACUUAUUUCUCCAAUGAAGAUAAUUUCAACUUCAAUUAUGCGCAAGCACAAACUGCAGCAGGCUACUUCAAAGAAGCGGAAGAGGCGUUCUUAAAUAUACGAAACGAAAAAUAUAAAAAUGAUUAUAUUUACAUUAGUCUUCUGGCACAUUGUUUUAUAAUGAACAAGAAAUCCCAAUUGGCCUGGGAUUUAUACCUAAAAAUGGACACAACGACGGAAUCGUUUAAUCUGCUCCAAUUGAUAGCCAACGAUUGUUACAAAGUCGGUGAAUUUUGGUACGCAGCGAAAGCAUUCGACGUGUUAGAACGAAUGGAUCCAAGUCCUGAAAAUUGGGAAGGGAAACGUGGCGCUUGUUGCGGCGUGUUUCAAUACAUCGUGGCUGAAAGGCAAUCAAAAGAACUAUUACCUGAAAUUAUACAACUUUUGAAGAACACUUCGAAUUCACAAGUGGAGCAGAUCAUUCGAGUGAUGCGCAAAUGGGGUAAAGAUAACAGAAUUAAUUGUUGAUAUAACAGGAAUCGAAUGGACAGGAAGAUGAAUGAUGAGUUUAAACCUGAAACGCAACUUUAUCUUACAUAUAGUUUUAUAUUAAUAGAUUUAUGUAUUAUGCAAGACGCGUUAUUAUUAUGUAUAUGAAUUAACAAUAUAACUAUUUUAU